Molecule: messenger RNA, 222 nt
Organism: Capronia coronata CBS 617.96
Lineage: Eukaryota; Fungi; Ascomycota; Eurotiomycetes; Chaetothyriales; Herpotrichiellaceae
Exons: 2
Coding region: 1-222 (73 amino acids)
Source: RefSeq, a predicted model, not a curated record
AUGGCUGAUAUAUUGCCGUACGUGCAAACGCAGAAGAAUUUGCUGCGACCGUACUCUGCCCGCGUGCUGGAAGUGUGGUACCAGAAGCUUGCAGUGCCCAGGUUAUACUUUGGACCUCAGAUGGGUGAACGAAACAGCGAGAAGGACCAAGUCCAAAGGCAGCCACAAUUCGCCCGAGCGCAACAAUACGACAAUAUCUCAUCAUCGUCUACCGGGACUUGA